Molecule: messenger RNA, 561 nt
Organism: Guillardia theta CCMP2712
Lineage: Eukaryota; Cryptophyceae; Pyrenomonadales; Geminigeraceae
Exons: 9
Coding region: 1-561 (186 amino acids)
Molecular function (GO): protein binding
Source: RefSeq, a predicted model, not a curated record
AUGCAAGGAUGGAGAGAUCGCCUGAAGCCCAGGAGGGUGGCGCAAGAGCCUAUGGGAGACCCCAUCUCCUGCUUCUGCAUGGCACAGGACCUGCUCGUCUUCACGGGAACGAUCAACGGGAGGGUCUGCGCGUGGAGGAUGAAGGAGGCAACUGAGGACAGCAAGAGCACAGAGCUCGCGAAUCUACCCGGGGAGCCAGUCACCAGCAUGGAUACCUCCGCUACCCAUCUCUUCUGUACGUUCGGGGACCGGUUCUCCAAGGGAUGGCGGAUAGCGGACGUCGUCACCGGGGACAACUUGUACCAGCAUGGCGGCGAGAGCUCGUUCCUGACGAGGUCGAGCAGGGACGGCGAGACCUUUGACUUCAAGAGAUGUCAGUCUGAGAGCAGCAAGUUCUGUCUCAUCUUCACGAGAGGACAGGGAUGGAGUCAGCUGUUUGACCUAGAGAGAAGUGUCAUCUCUGAUGUUGAUCCUCGCAAUGUUUCUGCUGGGAUGGAAAAGGCUCAGAUUUUGAUGAUAAGAGGACAGAAAAACCUCCAAGAAACUCCGCAUUGGCUGUAA